Chionomys nivalis (European snow vole) is the source of this 4041-nucleotide messenger RNA. It is a transcript of the gene Osbp2, whose product is annotated as oxysterol binding protein 2. The transcript is spliced from 14 exons. Gene Ontology annotation, cellular component: intracellular membrane-bounded organelle; cytosol; membrane. NCBI's taxonomy places the organism in Eukaryota, Metazoa, Chordata, Mammalia, Rodentia, Cricetidae. Gene Ontology annotation, molecular function: cholesterol binding. The record is from RefSeq and is a predicted model, not a curated record. The coding region runs from base 20 to 2746 and encodes 908 amino acids.
CGCUCGGGUCCACAGCUCUAUGGGGAAAGCGGCCGCUCCGAGCCGAGGCGGCGGCUGCGCUGGCCGCUCCCGCGGGCUCUCGUCGCUGUUCACGGUUGUCCCCUGCUUGUCCUGCCACACGGCGGCGCCGGGCAUGAACUCGUCUACAUCCGGCUCAGGGCCGGAGCCCAAGCCUCAGCUCCAGCCUGUGCAGGCACCAGAGCGGGAGUUGCUGUCCGAACAGGUGUGCAAGCCAGUUUUUGAGCCGGUGCCGAGAUCCGAACCUGGGCCCCAGACGACGCCAGGACCCUCAGGGGCUGGGCAGGAAUCGGAGCCACAGGGCUUGUGGCCAGAGUCAGAGGCAGGCCCAAGAGUAGGGGCUGGGCCCUUCACCAAAACCCCACCGGAGCAGUUGCCUCUGGGAUCAACAGUGGGGGUCGUGCCCCUGGCCAAACCCGAGUCCAGGUCGGUGUCAAAGCCCCAGCCCCUUCAGCGACCAGGACAGGCGAAGACGUCUGUUGGGAGCCCAGUUUCAGGGACUAGUGCACCAAUGGUCUCACCUCCUCUGGACAGCUACAAGGGCUGGCUCCUCAAGUGGACUAACUACCUGAAGGGCUACCAGCGCCGCUGGUUCGUGCUGGGCAAUGGCCUGCUGUCCUACUACAGAAACCAGGGUGAAAUGGCCCACACCUGCCGUGGAACCAUCAACCUGGCCUCUGCACACAUCGACACAGAGGACUCUUGUGGAAUCUUGCUAUGCAAUGGGGCAAGGACCUACCACCUCAAGGCCGGCUCCGAGGUGGACCGGCAGCAGUGGAUCACCGUCCUGGAGCUGGCCAAGGCCAAGGCUAUCCGCGUGAUGAAAACUCAGUCAGAUGAUUCCGGGGAUGAUGACGAAGAGCCUGCUGCCCCAGCUGACAAGAGUGAGCUCCACCACACCCUGAAGAACCUCUCCUUGAAGUUAGAUGACCUCAGCACGUGCAAUGACCUCAUUGCUAAGCAUGGCGCGGCGCUCCAGCGGUCCUUGAAUGAGCUGGACAGCCUCAAGAUCCCACCAGAGAACGGGGAGAAGCUGAAGGUUGUGAAUGAGCGAGCCACCCUCUUUCGCAUCACGUCAAAUGCUAUGAUCAAUGCCUGCAAGGACUUCCUGGAACUAGCGGAGACUCACAGCCGGAAAUGGCAGCGGGCUCUGAGUUAUGAGCAGGAGCAGCGCGUCCACCUGGAGGAAACCAUUGAGCAGCUGGCCAAGCAGCACAACAGCCUUGAGAGGGCCUUCUGCAACACCCCUGGUGGGCCGGCCAACCCCAGCAAGAGCCUCAGCGAGGGAAGCUUCUUGACUUCCAAAGGCGAGAACAGUGAAGAAGAUGAAGAUACUGAGUACUUUGAUGCCAUGGAGGAUUCUGCAUCUUUUAUCACCGUGAUCACCGAGGCCAAAGAAGACAGAAAAGCCGAGGGUGGAACUGGGUCAACCUCUGUGGACUGGACCUCAGCAGAUAAUGUACGUGAGGUAUUAGAUGGAACCUCAUUCGUACCCAAGGAUUCAUGCAAAGUCAAAAGGCGAGUCCGCAUCCCUGACAAGCCCAACUACAGCCUUAACCUCUGGAGCAUCAUGAAGAACUGCAUUGGCCGAGAGCUCUCCCGGAUCCCCAUGCCGGUGAACUUCAACGAGCCUUUGUCCAUGCUCCAGCGACUUACAGAGGACCUAGAGUACCACCACCUGCUGGACAAGGCGGUGAACUGCAGCAGCUCGGUGGAGCAGAUGUGUCUGGUAGCUGCCUUUUCUGUCUCCUCCUACUCCACCACCGUGCACCGCAUCGCCAAGCCCUUCAACCCUAUGCUGGGGGAGACCUUCGAGUUGGACCGUCUGGAGGACAUGGGCCUGCGUUCCCUCUGUGAGCAGGUAAGCCACCAUCCCCCGUCUGCUGCCCACCACGUGUUCUCUAAGCAUGGCUGGAGCCUCUGGCAGGAAAUCACCAUCGCCAGCAAGUUCCGGGGAAAAUAUAUCUCCAUCAUGCCGCUUGGUGCCAUCCACCUAGAAUUCCAAGCCAGUGGUAAUCACUACGUGUGGAGGAAGAGUACCUCGACUGUGCACAACAUCAUCGUGGGCAAGCUCUGGAUCGACCAGUCAGGGGACAUUGAGAUCGUGAAUCACAAGACCAAGGACCGGUGCCAGCUAAAGUUCGUGCCCUACAGCUACUUCUCCAAAGAGGCAGCCCGCAAGGUGACUGGAGUGGUGAGUGACAGCCAGGGCAAGGCCCACUAUGUGCUGUCCGGCUCGUGGGACGAGCAGAUGGAGUGCUCGAAGAUCGUGCACAGCAGCCCCAGCUGUGACGGGAAGCAGAAGACCGUGUACCAGACGCUGCCUGCCAAGCUGCUGUGGAGGAAAUACCCGCUGCCGGAGAACGCGGAGAACAUGUACUAUUUUUCGGAGCUAGCCCUGACCCUCAACGAGCAAGAGGACGGCGUAGCACCCACCGACAGCCGCCUGCGGCCUGACCAGCGAUUGAUGGAGAAGGGACGCUGGGACGAGGCCAACACCGAGAAGCAGCGGCUGGAGGAGAAACAGCGCCUAAACCGCCGAAGGCGCAUGGAGACGUGCGCGGCGGGCUGCGGAGGCGAGGAUGAAAAGGAGUCAGACAGCUAUGCGCCACUGUGGUUUGAGAAGAGGCUGGACCCGCUGACCGGGGAGAUGGCCUGCAUGUAUAAGGGCGGCUACUGGGAGGCCAAGGAGAAGAAGGACUGGCACAUGUGCCCCAACAUCUUCUGAGCCACUCCUGCGACAAAUACAGGCGCCUGCACAGCCUCAGCCUUUUCUUUAAUGCACCCAAUUUAGUACUGGACCACACACACACACACAUGCACACACACACACACACACAUUCACACACUUUCCCCCCCUGAAAGGGGGCUCCCUCCCUGGAAGAGAUAAAGGCCGACCUAGGUUUUCUCCAGCCCCCAGGUCGCCAGCCUGUUAUCACUGACUUGGGCCCCAUGGGCACCCUAGUUCCCAGUUACCACAACUCAGGCAGGCUGACUGGGCCCCUGGGCUGCUCAGGUCACUAACCCCAAUCCAGGGAGGAACUAUCCCCUCCUAGGGAGCCUCUUUUGACUUUUUUAAGAAAAAAAAAACCCAAAACUCCUUUUCUUUCUAACAAUGAGGUUUAGUAACUAUUUUUAGCACAUGACUUAGAAGACUUGCUUUCCAAGCGUGUGUUCUUGCCCCAAAACUGUCCUGGCGAGAAGCACUCUUCUAAAGACAUACGGAAGCCCCGCCCCUUUGAGUGGGGAGCAUCUGUAACCCAGCUGGGCUGUGUCUCCGGGAGUUCACGCUCCCAGUCGGCAGGCACAGAGACAGCCCGAAGCCUGCCCGACCUGCACGGGUGUGUGUGGGUCCCUGUGGGGACAGACAACUCGCAGUGGGAGCAAGGAGGCAGCCCCCGCUGUGAGCUGACAGCAGCAGCCCCUGCCAGGCCUUGGCCAUGCUGGGACAGUGCCCCAGUCCCCAGAAGGCCAAGAAGGGCUGAAAGGCAGGGCCCAAAGGUGCUUCCUGCCACGAUCCAGGCCCCCAAAUCAGCAAUAAGGAACAAACCCUUCACUUAACCUGGGCUGGUGACCUAGGCUCUACAGACACCUGGCCUCCCGCCUUGUCCCUAGGCGGCAUCAGGGUCCUCAUCUCAGCACUCCUGACAUCUUUAUUUGCCUAAUUUAUAUAUAUAUGAUAUAUAAAUAUAUAUAAAAUAGCUAUUUUGCUUAAAUUUCUAUGAUCUGUGAACGUGAAAAAUGAUGAAGACAGGGUGUACCUGUCUGAGUUUGGCCUCCUGUCAGCUGGACCCCGCCCUCUCCUUGGACCCCUCCCUCCCAGCGGCUUCUGCCAACCUUGGAAAUGAACCCUGUUUCUCAGACCCUCUGACUACACCCCACUUCAGUUUGGUCUGGAAAGUUCAUCAUUGCAGGACUCUUCUUUCUACUCCAGGGCUGUUUUUUUAUUUAAAAAAAAAAAAAAGAAAGAAAGAAAGAAAAAAAAAGAAAGCAAGAAAACACCGAGUGUGAAAUGCCUUACAG